Molecule: messenger RNA, 5081 nt
Organism: Hypomesus transpacificus
Lineage: Eukaryota; Metazoa; Chordata; Actinopteri; Osmeriformes; Osmeridae
Gene: fbln2
Product: fibulin 2
Exons: 18
Coding region: 182-4090 (1302 amino acids)
Cellular component (GO): extracellular region
Molecular function (GO): calcium ion binding
Source: RefSeq, a predicted model, not a curated record
UCAACGAGUUCAGACUGACAACUGUACAGCGACUCGCGAGGGAUUUUUUCGGACACGCUUCAACCCAUGGCAAAUCAAAGUUAAGGUCCUGAGAGAAGGUGAUUCAUGAAGGAAGACAGCAGCAGUAUCCUUAAGGACUACAAGCAUACCGGGAGCUGAAAUCUGAAAGUUUUAUGUUUGUAUGAUAAAGUUGGUUCACCUCACUAUUACUGAAAUGACCCUGUUGAAAUGUGUGCUGAUCACACUCUGUCUAAGUGGCUGUUUGUGCCAGAGAGACUGCACUGGAGUGGAUUGCCCUGUUCUCAACAACUGUAUGGAGGAGGUCUUGGAGAGCGGUGCCUGUUGUGCCACUUGUGCCCAGACGGGGUGCACAUGUGAGGGUUACCAAUACUACGACUGUGUCAACGCUGGCUUCAAGAACGGAAAGGUACCUGAGAGAGACUCCUACUUUGUAGAUUAUGGAAGCACUGAAUGCUCCUGUCCUGAAGGAGGAGGGAGAAUCAGCUGUCACUUCAUCAGCUGCCCUGAGAUCCCCGCCAACUGUAUCGAGGUGUCCGAGCCUGCAGAUGGUUGUACGGAGUGUUUGCGUAUAGGAUGUGUCCACAGUGGACAGAAGUAUGAGGCUGGUCACUCCUUCCACAUGGACUCCUGUCAGGUCUGCCACUGUCCCACCGAUGGAGGGAAGCUGAUGUGCUACCCAGUACCAGACUGUGACCCAGGCACCCAUGUCCAGAAACCCAUGUUAGCCCCGACCACUGACGAGAACACCCACAAGAAGCUUCACAAUGACCCCUACACCUUUAGUCAGCAAGGUCCUGUGGACCGCUUUUCCAAACCUUACAAGCUUUCACACAGCGAUAAGCUGCCUCUCUUCAAACUGGCCCCAGGACACAUGGUGGAGGGAGAGGAGGAGGAUUAUGACUACGACCCCACGUACACUCCAGAUCCCUAUACUAAGGACUUGGCUGUUCCCACGCGGUCUUCCACCUCAAACAGAGUUAUCUCUGUGUCACACCCAGACUGGACACAUAAGACCUCCUCACAUCAGGGCUAUGACAGGGCAGGCAAACUGGAGCUGAGGGAGAGCUAUGGAGUUCAUGAGGGUACUACAGUUCGAGACAGAGCACAGGUGACUGGCAGAGACAGAGAGAGAGCGACAAGCAGCCCAGUGACGGUGACAUUGGAACAGACCACCUCCCGUCCCAGAGAGUUCACCACCAGUAUCUGGCCAAGUAGCACUGAAAGCCGGAUAAACCCUCAGAAACUAGGGGGGGAUGAGGAGGAAGAGGAGAGGGUAGUUACAUUGAAGAACAUCAGUGGGCCUGUGGGGAAGGAUGUGCCUUAUGAUAUUGGUGUUGGGAAACAGGAGAGACAUACACCCAGCAGCCACGCUGAGUGGAAUGGCAGGGAGCCAGCUAGUUACCAUGAAAGAACCACAGUGGAGCCCAGCACUAAAUCCCCUAGGAAGCUUGAGCAACACACUCUCCCUACGGUGCAAUUCAGCCCCACCAGCCAGCCUUUCCUGAGGCUGAAACCAGAUGGAGGUCACCGUCCCACAAAGCAGCCCCAGACUCUGUUUAACCCGAAUAGUGAGGACACGGAAGAUUUGGAGGGGGAGAAGAAGGAGGAGGAAGUGAAGGACAAUAGUCCUGUUUUACUUCCAAAGCCUGGAAGCGGUCCAGGUGUUUCUGCUAAAGACCUGGUGGGGAGCUGCUGUGAGGUUGGCCAGAGGUGGGCAGUGGAGCACAACCACUGCAAUCACAUGCCUCUGCUGAAACAUGACAAAUACUCAGUAUGUAGUGUUGCUCAGCAGCAGUGCUGCUCAGGUUUUCUGAGGGAGAACAGGUGUCUGGCUGGAAUGACUGCAGCGAGGGGGGGAGACGUGUGUGAGGUGGGAACUGGGAACCAGUGCACAGAAGACUCCCACCAGGUGUGCUGCAGCUGCUGCGCGCUGGGAUUGCGCAUGCGCUCUGAGGGACACGGCUGUGAUGCUCACAACUACCUGGGCUACCCCUGCGGACACGUCUUCCUCACCUGCUGCGAGGAUGAUGACGAGGAGCAGGGCCUCCACCAGCCCUUGCUAAAGCAGAAGGAGAUGCCUCAACCUUCAGCCCUGCCAAAGAAAGUCUCUGACAGCAAGUUCCCCAAGGAGGCCUUCUCGAUCGGGGGAGGAGACGAGGCUGAGAACUCGGUGGAGGAGCAGCCUGAUGUGGAUGAGUGUCAGCUGUACCAGGGCCAGCUGUGCCACCACACAUGUGUCAACACCUGGGGCUCCUACCGCUGUGACUGUCACCUGGGCUACACACUGCUGCAGGACAGACACAGCUGUGCUCCAGCUAGUAUAGAGGAAGACAACCGAGUAAGAGACGAUGACAGACCAAUCACCGAACAGUCUACAACCACGGCCCCUACCUCUAUCUCUACAAUUCCACCUAAUCCCUGUGCAGGAAAUGGCCCCUGUAUGCAGCAGUGCACUGUGGUGGCAGGCAAGGCCCACUGCUCCUGUUUCCCAGGGUUCUCUCUGAUGAGGGACAGUCACACAUGUGAAGAUGUGAAUGAGUGCAGGACUGGCACACACAAUUGCUCCAGUGCGGAUUAUUGUGUGAACAAGGAAGGAUCCUUCCAAUGUGUUUCGCUCAAUGAGAUGUGCGAAGAAGGGUUCAUACACACCAUGAAUAUGGAGUGUCUGGAUGUGAACGAAUGUGUGACCAACACCCAUAGCUGCCAGCCUAGCGAACGCUGUGUGAACACAGUAGGUUCGUUUGUGUGUGAGAGGCACAUCUCCUGUCCAGCAGGCUACCAGCUUCGCAACCUCGUCUGUGAGGAUAUUGAUGAGUGUAUGGUUCGUACUCACAACUGCGGGGUUGGCUUUCACUGUGAGAACACAGAAGGCUCGUUCCUCUGUAACCCCAGACAGAAGUGUCUCACUGGCUUCACACAGGACUCCCACAGCAACUGCAUUGAUGUUAAUGAGUGCAGCAGUCUUAGUGAGCCCUGCAGCUCAGGUUUUAAUUGCAUCAACACUGUGGGCUCCUACACCUGCCAGAGGAAGAUCAUCGUGUGCAACCAGGGCUACCACUCUAGCAGUGACGGGGUCAAGUGUGUUGAUGUGGAUGAGUGCCAGACGGGCAUCCACCGCUGUGGCGAGGGCCAGAUCUGUCACAACCUGCCCGGCAGCUACCGCUGUGACUGUCAGACGGGCUACCAGUAUGACGCCAUCCGCCAGGUGUGCACAGAUGUGAACGAGUGCUGGCGCUACCCAGGCCGACUUUGUGCUCAGACUUGUGAAAACACCCCAGGCUCCUACCAGUGUUCCUGCACGACAGGCUUUUCCCUUGCCUUUGAUGGAAAGAACUGUGAAGACUUCAAUGAGUGUGACAACAACCCCUGCAGUCAGGAGUGUGCUAACAUCUAUGGAUCCUACCAGUGCUACUGCCGCCAGGGCUUUUACCUGAAAGAGGAUGGACACUCCUGUGAAGAUAUUGACGAAUGCUCCCAGAGUAUUGGAAACCUCUGUGCCUUCGAGUGUGUCAACGUCCCUGGCAGCUACCAGUGUGCCUGUCCUCGUCAUGGAUACACCAUGUCCAACAAUGGACGCACAUGCCGAGAUAUUGACGAAUGCACCACUGGUGGCCACAACUGUACUCAAGGUCAAACCUGCUACAAUCUGCAAGGAGGCUUCAGGUGCCUCUCAUUCGACUGUCCUCAGAACUACAAGAAAGUUUCAGACACGCGCUGUGAGAGAACCAGCUGUCCCGGCUCCCUGGACUGCCAGAGCUCUCCUCUGAGGAUCACCUACUACCAGCUCAGCUUCCAAACCAACAUAAUCAUCCCUGCCCAGAUCUUCCGCAUCGGCCCCUCCCCCACCUACUCUGGAGACCAAAUCGUCAUCAGCAUUACACGGGGCAACGAGGAAGGCUACUUCAGCACACGGAAGCUCAACAGCUUUACAGGUGCCGUCUACCUUCAGAGACAGGUGCGUGAGCCCAAGGACUUCCUUGUUGAUGUGGAGAUGAAGCUGCUGAGACAAGGGACCUUCACCUCCUUUCUGGCCAGGAUCUACGUCUUCAUAACAUCUAACAAGCUCUAGGCACCUACGGGUUAGAGACAAGGAGGGAGAAGGAGAGACGUUCAUAUGGUGCUACAUUUCUCAAUGUAUUAGAUAUUCAGCAGUCAUCACUGCCUAAUCUUCUUCACUUCAUGCCUUCCUAUACCAAUGUUUCCAAAUACCCUUUAUGUAACUUUUUUCUAUGUAGUCAAGCUGCUGAUGUUUUGGCAGACUGUAUGGCAAUGUUAUUGAGGAUAUUUGUAUUUGUCUACAAAAGGUUGUGUGAUUUAAUCUGCUUUCCAUGAACAAGGCUUCUACUAUGUAUCCAGCAAAGCUGCGUUUCAUCCUGAAGUAGACCAAGGGACACAGGUUACUGCACAAGUCUGGCUUGGUGCUUAGAUGUACUCUCUUAUAUGCCUUCUGCUCUUUGACCUUCCACAUUUCAUGUGUGGUUAAUGGGUUAACUCGGAUCUAAAUAGAGGAAUCUGUUGCAGUCUAAAGACAAGGGUGGGCACUUGUGUCCAUAGCCACCAUCUGACCUGUAAAAUGGAACAAAAUAUUUAGCUGGAUUUCAGUAAUAUCUUCACACAUUUCCACAACAUAAUGCUGUAUAUUAUUGUUAAAAGGCCUAUUUUCUAAGUGUGUUGAAUUUCAGUGCAAAAUAUACCAGAAAAUAUCUUACUCUCACAGGAGUUAAAUUCCAGCACUGACAACGGUCAAUGUUCUGUUUUGUAUGUAUCGUUUUGAAUGUUUUAUUUCUAUGUUACAUAAUAUUGUUUUGUAUUAUGAUCUCAGGGUAAAAUCAUAAUUUCACUCAUCAUGAUGAACUGUGUAGGAGUAGUUUAUUCUCCUUAUGACAUGUCCAUGUUGUUUUAUUUCACUCAAUCCCGGAAUAGCCAUCAACAUUUCAAUCAACUGGUAAAAUCCAUUACAAUGAACACAUGAUUUUUGUUCUGUGUCAAUCAAUCAGAAAAAGUUUCACAACAAUAUUAUUAUCAUCACUUAAAUAAAAACUGAAUUAUUUGUAUCUGCA